AGAUAAAAUUCCGCAAAAUAAUAGGAAAUGACACCGCUGCCGAUAACGGUUAGUUUGGGAAAAUCUUUUUCGCGUCUCUCGCGAAGUAUUCUUUGUGGUUUUCAGCAGCAUUGUUUAUAUUCAAUAACAAAAAUGUCUCAGCAAUCAAAGUGGGAAGUUGAAAAAUCUAGAAUUCUAUCUUUAUCAAUGGAAGAUAAAAGGAAAUUAUAUAAAUCCGACGAUUAUAUUAUUGUUGAUAAAAUUGACCCGUGGUCAACAUACGUCGUUAAAAACAAAGAUAUAGAAAUGAAAAAGCAUACCCAUGAAGAUGUUACUGAAUUCAGAAAGAUUAAAAUAGAUUCCGCUAAAAAUAAAGAAUUAAGCGGGAAAGUGUCUAUAUUCAAAGGUGAUAUAACUAAAUUAGAGGUCGAUGCAAUUGUAAAUGCUGCAAAUUCUCGAUUGAUAGCUGGUGGUGGUGUUGAUGGUGCCAUACACCGCGCUGCUGGGCCAUUACUACAAGCUGAAUGCAAUACACUAGGAGGUUGCCCUACGGGUGAGGCGAGGAUCACGGGUGGUUAUAACCUACCUUGCAAAUAUGUGAUACAUACAGUUGGACCUCAAAAUGGGUCAGCGCCAAACCUGCAAUCUUGUUAUGAGAAGAGCCUCGCCUUCCAAAAUCAAUAUAAUUUAACAUCUAUUGCUUUCCCUUGUAUAUCCACUGGUAUAUAUGGGUUUCCUAAUCGUCUUGCUGCACACAUUGCUUUAAGGACUGCAAGGAAGUUUCUGGAAAAUAAUAAAGAUCUAGAGAGAAUCAUAUUCUGUACCUUUAUGCCCAUUGAUGUAGAUAUCUAUGAAACAUUGAUGCAAUUGUACUUUCCAAUUCACGAAAAAAAUUUGGAAUAAUAUUAACCUUAUAGAAACUUAUUUUAUUUUACAAUGUAAUCUUUUUUUCUCUUU
Molecule: messenger RNA, 936 nt
Organism: Nymphalis io (European peacock)
Lineage: Eukaryota; Metazoa; Arthropoda; Insecta; Lepidoptera; Nymphalidae
Product: macro domain-containing protein RSc0334-like
Exons: 4
Coding region: 28-882 (284 amino acids)
Biological process (GO): purine nucleoside metabolic process; peptidyl-glutamate ADP-deribosylation; DNA damage response
Cellular component (GO): nucleoplasm
Molecular function (GO): ADP-ribosylglutamate-[protein] hydrolase activity
Source: RefSeq, a predicted model, not a curated record